Molecule: messenger RNA, 1128 nt
Organism: Argentina anserina (silverweed cinquefoil)
Lineage: Eukaryota; Viridiplantae; Streptophyta; Magnoliopsida; Rosales; Rosaceae
Product: putative transferase At4g12130, mitochondrial
Biological process (GO): iron-sulfur cluster assembly
Cellular component (GO): mitochondrial matrix
Molecular function (GO): protein binding
Source: RefSeq, a predicted model, not a curated record
CGGUUUCCCGAAUCGAUAAUCUAUGGUUACAGAGCCUUACACGAUAAGACGCAGCUGGAGAAUGUUGGGCCAUUGGCAUCGGUCCUUAAGUCCCGGGCAGUGGUACGGUUCCGAGGUCCAGACACAGUGAAAUUCCUGCAGGGGCUGUUGACAAAUGACGUAAGGAGGUUUGGUGAACCUUUGAGUGAGAAGACCUCAACAUUGAUUACCCCCAAUUUAUCCUCGGAGUCCAUACCUCCCAUGUAUGCCGCACUAUUAACGCCUCAGGGAAGGUUUUUAUAUGAUUUCAUCUUGUAUGGCCUGCCUAGGCCUGAUCACAAGCUUAAUAGGGCAGGGUCGGGACCUGGGGCAGACCCAGAUGAGCCAUUGGAGGUCUUUGCUGACGUGGAUGCUUCAGUCAUGGAUGAGCUAUUGAGCACCCUAAAGAAAUAUCGGUUGAGGGCUAAGGUUGACAUUGAUAAUGUGGCAGAAGAAUCACAUUGCUGGCAGCGUUUUGGGGGAAAACUUUCUCAGAAUGCCUCUUCUGAAGAAGAACCAGAGGCUGCUGGUGUUGGGUGGGGUGCUGGUGUUGAUCGUUCAGGCAUGUCAGCUUCACGUGGGGAACCUUUUGGAUGGCAGUGGUUCAAGGAUCCUAGAUUAGAUUGCCUUGGUUUCAGGGGAAUUUUCCCUGCUAAAACAACUCCACCUUUGGUUGAAGCUGGCAAAGAAACAGAUGAACAAAAUUACCUGCUGUGGAGAAUAGUAAAUGGUGUUGCAGAAGGAUCGACCGAGAUCCCAAUAGGUGAGGCAAUACCUCUUGAAUAUAACUUGGUGGCUCUAAAUGCAAUUAGCUUUGAUAAAGGGUGUUAUGUAGGCCAAGAGCUUGUAGCUCGAACACACCACAGAGGGGUCAUUCGCAAACGCCUGCUUCCCUUAAAAUUUCUCAAAGAAAAUGGAGAAGAAGCAGAGCAGAAAGUUGCUCCUGGCUCCGAAGUGGUUGAUCCUGCUAAUUGUUGUUGUGCUCAUACCUUUGUUGCUUUUGUUGAAAGUAAAAUAAGGUACAUGUUGUCAUGUUUCAAGAAAGAUGAUGUUGUAUAUUAAGCUUACUCAUCUUUACAACUUGCACCGAAGUGGUUUCAUGGUCGAUAA